AUGCCCGUGCGCAAGGGGCUGCUCGCGCCCCAGAACACCUUCCUCGAUACCAUCGCCACUCGCUUCGAUGGCACACAACUUACUUAUAAAGUAAGUUAUGCUGUACAGGAAAGUGUACAAGUGUGGGAGAGCCAUGCCUCGGCACGAAUGGGUCGGCUCAACCGGAGUAAUACCAUGGCCUCACAGAAAACCGGCGUGAAACCACCACAGCGUUAUGUUUCGCCGUACAGCAACUUCGUGUUGGGCAACGCUCAGGUGCCGUGCUACCCGAUCGUGUACUGCUCAGACGGGUUUUGUGAGCUGACAGGGUGGGCACGCGCGCACAUUAUGCAGAAAGGGUGCGCGUGCAAGUUCCUCCAUGGACCCGACACACGCGACGAACAUCGGCAUGAGAUCGACUCGGCGUUAGAAGCAAAACACGAACUGAAACUAGAACUUAUAUUUUAUAAGAAAAAUGGAUCUCCCUUUUGGUGCCUGCUCGACAUCGUCCCAAUUAAGAACGAGAAACGAGAAGUGGUUUUAUUUCUCGCCUCCUUCAAGGAUAUCACCAACACUAAGAUGGCCGCCAUGAACACUAAUGAGAACUUCGACAGCGCGGCACUCUUGGGCGCCCGGUUCCGCGCUGAAUCUAGUUGCCUACUUCCAGACCCGAAUGGCAAUCUUGACCCCGAAGCGCCGUCGCCCGCGAACAUGGGCAGGCGACGCUCUAGGGCGGUACUAUACCAGCUUUCAGGACAUUAUAAACCGGAUAAAAUGAAGACGAAACUAAAACUCAACAAUGUUAGUAAGAAUCUAUUACACUCAUCGGACCCUCCGUUGCCUGAAUAUAAAACGUCAGCAUUAAAAAAGUCUAGAUUUAUAAUUUCCCACUACGGGGUGUUCAAAACAUUUUGGGAUUGGCUGAUCCUCAUAGCCACGUUUUAUGUGGCUGUAGUGGUUCCGUACAAUGCCAGUUUCGUUGACGAAGGCCACCCCAGGAUAAGUGUGACGAGUGAUGUCGUGGUAGAAGCGCUCUUCAUUAUCGAUAUAGUGCUCAAUUUCCGGACGACAUUCGUAAGUAAGAAAGGCGAAGUAGUCUCUGAUUCUAAGGCGAUAGCCCUUAAUUACAUCCGGAGCUGGUUUGUGGUGGAUCUCCUGGCGGCGCUGCCGUUUGACCUACUUUAUGCGUCCGACGUAUACAGCGGGGCGGAGUCGACACACGGAAAUGUGCAUUUAGUGAAAUUAACAAGACUGUUACGACUGGCCCGGCUGCUACAGAAGAUGGAUCGAUACUCGCAAUACUCGGCUUUGAUACUGACGUUACUGAUGCUCUCUUUCACUUUGCUAGCUCAUUGGCUCGCCUGCAUUUGGUUCAUUAUAGCUGACAAGGAAAUUGAAAUUCAUAAGAACGAAAGUUGGGACCUAGGAUGGAUAAACAAUCUGGCGGAGAGGUUGAAGGUUCCGAUUCCUAAUAUUUCACACAGCGAAAGCUAUGUGACGGCACUUUAUUUCACGUGUUCGUCUCUGACUAGUGUGGGCUUCGGUAAUGUGUCCGCCAAUACUCUCGCAGAAAAGAUCUUCAGUAUAAUCACAAUGUUGAUCGGAGCACUGAUGCACGCUGUCGUGUUUGGAAACGUGACGGCUAUCAUACAGCGAAUGUACUCUCGCCGCUCCAUGUAUCAAAGCAAGUGGCGAGAUCUCAAAGACUUUCUAACCAUAAACCAAGUGCCGAAGGAACUGAAGCAACGGAUGCAAGACUACUUCCAGACUAUGUGGUCGUUAAAUCACGGCAUCGAUAUACAUGAGACUCUCAAAGAAUUUCCCGAAGAGUUGAGGGGCGAUGUGUCUUUACAUUUACAUCGGGAGAUAUUAUCUCUUCCAAUAUUUGAAUCAGCUUCGCAAGGUUGUCUUAAGCUGCUGUCUUUACACAUUCGGAACAACUUUUGCGCCCCCGGCGAGUAUCUCGUCCACAAAGGGGACGCGCUAACGUACAUCUACUACAUAUGCAACGGGUCCAUGGAAGUGAUGCAGAAUGACAUGGUCGUCGCUAUACUGGGUAAAGGAGAUUUGGUGGGCUGCGAUAUGAAUACCCAUUUGCAAGCUUACAACGGUUCGGGUUCGUCCCACCCGCAGGGGAAUAAUCCUGAUGUUGUGGUCAAAUCGAGCAGCGAUGUUAAGGCUUUGACCUACUGUGACUUAAAAUGCAUACACAUGGGUGGUUUAGCCGAAGCUUUGCGACUAUAUCCUGAAUACCAGCAAGAGUUCAUCCACGAUAUACAACACGACCUCACGUACAACUUGCGGGAAGGCUACGAGGCUGAAGCGGAGUCAGACGGCAACGGACACCCAUCCCUCACGUUACCCUCAAUAUCGGAGGACGACGAGAACGCUGCCGAGGACACAGCACUCACGCCCAAAAAAUUACCCGCGUCAAACACAAACAGCCCUCGGCAUACAAAAUUCAGGACCGAUGGACAGCCGCGACUUUCUCAUAGAGAAUUACGUGAAAGGAUAGAAAGACAACGUUCUAUAGCAACGCCGAAAGUAUCAAGAGCCGACUCUUUGGAGGGACUCAAUUUAGAAGUGCACAAUACAAGGUCAUCGGUGGACAGGCUUGAUACCCAAGUUCGCCACGCCAUCCAAGCGUUGCAAGAAAUGACAGCACCAACAGGAUGGCACGCAGCACAUUCCAAUCCUAAUCUCCAGUGGAACGCUCCACCGAACCAAUUGGCUAGGAGCUGUAGUCAUCCGCCUGACGUAUUCUGCUGGGAUCAGCAAGAACGACCUGUCACACCGGAGAGGCCGAAAGUACACAAGACUACACAAACCGAGCCUUUCCUGCACCUCGUCACGCAGUACAUAAUGGAGCAUCCAGCUACUGUGAUGUUAUUGCUGGGCAUCGACCCGAUGGCAAAUCUGGCACCCGUCAUGCCAGGCACGGUGGACUACUACACAGACACGCGAGGUCGACGACCCAGCACAUUGGAGCAAAUUAUAGAAUCGGAGACAGGGAGCCAGACGCCAUCCAGCACGACAAGCGAGAAAUUCGAACAAGUAAGGAGUCCUAGUGGAAGUGUGAAAGACCUAGAAGUGCAAAUAGAGAAUGAAGUAAAGAAAGCGCCAGAAAAAGAAACGUUAAAUGCGACUAUGAGACGCAGUAGGUAUUCAACCAGCGACUUGUGCGAGGCCUCGGAACGACUGCUCGCCACACGCUCCACGCACCCCAGCACCCGUAGCCUCAAGUUUAACAUCAACAGCUAA
Messenger RNA from Spodoptera exigua (beet armyworm), 3240 nucleotides. Lineage: Eukaryota; Metazoa; Arthropoda; Insecta; Lepidoptera; Noctuidae. The record is from the annotation of a GenBank genome assembly.